CCCGUGGCGUGGGGAAGAAACUGGGAGGAGACUGGGCGGUUCCUUACGCGCUUCAUGACGUCUUCGUGAUGGUCAGGAGCUUGGCUAGGCGCUGAUGGCCACAGAUAAGUAAAGGGCGAUCAGCAAAGCGAAUGAGACCAGACGGAACCGAAGCCGCAUAAGAAGAUCCGUUUUUCGUUUUUUGUGUUCAUUGUGGACAGAACCAUUGCAGGACUUUUCCAACUCGAGGACAGUGAAGCUACCGAACAAAACGUCCACUGUGUGUUUGCGGGUUUUUUCCUUUUCUUUUUGCUUUUUUUCAGGAUCUUUUGACGCGUUUUGUGGGUCAUGAUAAAAUCUGGUUGACUGUUGGAUUCCGAAGUUUCAGCGAUCUCGCUACAGGUGGAGGAUUUUCCUUAUAUAAAAAAACAACAAAUAAAUAAAUAAAAAAACAAAGCCGUGUCGCGCGCAAAGAACCGAUGACGGCCGAGGUCCAGCAGCCUUCCGUGCAGCCUCCUGCCCAAAGCAGCCCGAUGUCCGCGCCCGACAAAACGCACGCUCAAUCGGCGGCCAUGGACGCGGCCUCCUCCACCACCAAAGCCAAAAAGACCAACGCCGGCAUCAGGCGUCCUGAGAAGCCGCCCUACUCGUACAUCGCGCUCAUCGUCAUGGCCAUCCAGAGCUCACCGACGAAGCGUCUGACGCUCAGUGAGAUCUACCAGUUCCUCCAGAGCCGCUUCCCGUUCUUCCGCGGCUCUUACCAGGGCUGGAAAAACUCCGUGCGCCACAACCUGUCCUUAAACGAGUGCUUUAUAAAGUUGCCCAAGGGGCUCGGGCGGCCAGGGAAAGGACACUACUGGACCAUUGACCCUGCAAGCGAGUUCAUGUUCGAGGAGGGCUCUUUUCGGCGCAGACCACGCGGAUUCCGGCGCAAAUGUCAGGCGCUCAAGCCUUCCAUGUACAGCAUGAUGAACGGCCUCGGGUUCAACCACUUACCCGAGUCUUACAAUUUCCAGGGGAGCGGCGGAGGCCUGUCUUGCCCGCCAAAUAGUUUGUCCUUAGAGAGCGGGAUUGGGAUGAUGAACGGACAUUUGGCAGGAAACAUGGAAGGAAUGGGCCUGGCUGGACACUCCAUGUCUCAUCUGUCGGCCAACGGUGGACAUUCCUACAUGGGAAACUGUACGGGGUCCACGGGGAGCGAGUAUCCCCAUCACGACAACUCAGCCUCGCCCUUGUUGUCCGGCGGCGGAGUCAUGGAGCCGCAUCCCGUCUACUCGAGCACGACCUCGGCUUGGGCGCCCGCGCCGUCCGCGUCGCUUAAUAACGGAGCGUCUUACAUUAAGCAGCAGCCGCUGUCUCCGUGCAACCCCGGGGCAAAUCCGUUACAGCCCAGCUUACCAACACACUCUCUGGACCAGUCAUAUCUGCACCAGAACGGACACAGCACGACCGACCUUCAAGGUAUUCCCAGAUAUCAUUCCCAGUCUCCCAGCAUGUGCGACCGUAAAGAGUUCGUCUUCUCUUUCAACGCCAUGACAUCUUCAUCCAUGCAUUCACCUGGAAGCGGCUCUUAUUAUCAUCACCAACAGGUCGCCUAUCAGGACAUCAAGCCUUGUGUGAUGUGACAGCACUGGUCAUGAAUUAAAGACUGAUGAAGGACUCAACACUGAUAAAGGAGCCACUGAGCCUUUGCGGUGGGAAAACAAAAAUGCAGACACACAAACAAGAAGAAGAAGAAGAAGAGAGGACUGGAAGGGGUCCUGGAUGGGAAAAAACGCAGAAUGAAAGGCUGCAACUAUAAUAAAAAUGCGAAAUGAUCCAAACUCGGUACAAAAACCAUGAACAGAAGAAAAGCCGGGUACCUUAAACAUUUUACAAACAGCCUUUAAGGUGAUGUGUGCCAUUUUUUUUAUUCUAAGCUAUUUCCAAACAAGACUGCGAACAAAUUCUAACUAAUCUGCAUCUCAAUGGCAAAAAAAACAAGAAAUGAAAUAAAGGAAGAAUAAAAAAAACCCGCUUGGUACUAACUCUGCUGGCGGAUGGAUACCACUUGAGUGUAGUGACUUUCCGUGUUGUCAUUCCGAGUAAUCAGGAUCGAUUUUAGUUUUCUUUUUGUUCAGUGAAAAUUGUAAAAAUAUUCUGAUGAUUAUUUUUAAUAUAGGCCUAUAUAAAUAUUAUUUUCAUUCAGGACAAGCUGUUCGCUCUAUGAUCCUAAGUCAAAUUCUGUCUGAAAUCAGUGCAAAGUGUAAAAGAUCAUUAGGUGAUCACGUGGAAAAACAAAGGCACUUUUUUAAAAACCGUAAAGCGCAACUUUUAUUUAUUCUGUUUAUAUUUAGAUUGUAUAAUUAUAGCCACAUUAUUGAACGCUUUAUCGGCAAUAUUUGCCAAGACGCUGUUUUUAUUCAGUGUAAACAAAAAAAAUGAAGGUUUUAAUGUAAGCACUGUUAAAUCGUUGGUUUGGUGUUUUUGUUUUUGUUUAUUUUUAUUUUUAUUUUAAUCUCUUUUUUUUUUUUUUUUGUAUAUCCGUAUUGACACGAGUCAUUUUCCAGCACUGUAAAAUUGUAUAUGUUGUAGGUAAUAUCUUUUUUUAGUAGGCAUCUUUUACUUUCUAUUUUCGUGUCUUUUAGACAUUAGGUCAUCUACGCACCAUUAUGUAUAAAGAAUUGUGUAAAAAAAAACAAAAAAAACAAUGGCAUGCAGUUGAAAUUAAACUGUUCAAAACUACACGCAUCAAAUUUGCAGGUUUUCCGAGAUAAUUAUUUAUAAAUUUCUCAGUAAUCAGAGAUAUAAAUAAAUAAAACAUCAAGAAGGGAAUAGAUUUUUUUUUUCUUUAUGAAAAAAAAAAAGUUAUAAAAAAUUAAUUUUUUAAGAUUUGUUUUGAGAAAAGAAAAGAUUAGGCCUAGAAAAAAGGUCUAAUCAGUGCAUAUAAAAAAAAAUUAAUCACGUUUUUAUUUUAUUUUAUUUUUUUUUAUAAAAGAUGAACUUUUGUAAGUCAGAAAGAAAAAUACAAACGCAAAGGAAGAAAGCGAGUGUGUGCCACAUGUGUACAGUUUGUAUUUUUUGCAGAUAUCCUACUUGGCUCUGAAGUUAUUAAAGUGAAAACAGCAAUCUGCCUUUUUUAGUUUCGGAUAAAAUGUCGGAAAAAAUGAUGCAAUAUAACGCAAGUGGUCACCGAGUUCCCACUCUUCUUAUUGUAAUUGACCUAUUUUAGCCCACACAUCUUUAGCUGCACAUACAUGAUAGCACCAGGACUUGUUUUAUAUCAAUUUAUUGUUUUGUUUAACUUUAAACAAAACGUCAAUUUAUAAAAAAUAUAUAUUCGGAACAUUUAAAGAUCUGAGACGCAGCAUUGAAACUUAAUCAACAUAUUUUCUUUUUUUCUCGUGAAGAGUCCAAAAAUAUGCUUCUUUUUUUUUUUACUUUGAUGAUCCGUUGACAUUUUAAUACAUUUUGACAUAAAAUGGCAAAAUAAAUAAAUAAAUAAGCGUCAAUUAUUUCGCUGGAGUGUGUGCACCACCUAAUGGCCUAAGUGCUGAAGGGCCACUGAUUUACUUCACCGUGAUUUAGAACAUAAGUAAAUAAGAAUUAAAUAAUAAUAAUCGUAAAAAUAAUAACAAAUAAUAAUAAUUAAUACAAAUAAUGAAUUUCGUGUAAUUUGUAAAGUUAAAUCCAUGCAAAAAUAAGAAUCUAAAAACAUAAUGCAUCCUUAAACAAGACAAAGUUGAAACCUGUGUCCAGUAAUAAUAAUAAUAAUAAUAAUAAGAAGAAGAAUUCAGUGCUGUAAUGUAAAUCAGAUGUUUUAUAUUUAUAUCCCAUUUCAUUGUAUUUAGACAUCAGCCAAAAUCUACUGUGCUUUUUUUUUUUUUUUUU
Silurus meridionalis is the source of this 3849-nucleotide messenger RNA. It is a transcript of the gene foxf1, whose product is annotated as forkhead box F1. Gene Ontology annotation, cellular component: nucleus. NCBI's taxonomy places the organism in Eukaryota, Metazoa, Chordata, Actinopteri, Siluriformes, Siluridae. The coding region runs from base 459 to 1604 and encodes 381 amino acids. Gene Ontology annotation, biological process: regulation of transcription by RNA polymerase II; animal organ morphogenesis. The transcript has 2 exons. The record is from RefSeq and is a predicted model, not a curated record. Gene Ontology annotation, molecular function: DNA-binding transcription factor activity, RNA polymerase II-specific; RNA polymerase II cis-regulatory region sequence-specific DNA binding.